Messenger RNA from Olea europaea var. sylvestris, 1200 nucleotides. RefSeq lists its product as uncharacterized. Lineage: Eukaryota; Viridiplantae; Streptophyta; Magnoliopsida; Lamiales; Oleaceae. The transcript is spliced from 5 exons. The coding region runs from base 1 to 1200 and encodes 399 amino acids. The record is from RefSeq and is a predicted model, not a curated record.
AUGAGAAAAUGUCCAAACCAUGGAAUCACUCAAGGAAACCAAGUGCAGUACUUCUACACUGGACUUACACCAUUGUCAAAAUCUCAAGUUGAUGCCUCUGCUGGUGGAUCAAUCAUAGGAAAAUCAGUGCAACAAACCAUAGACCUAUUUGAGUUAAUUGCCACCACACAUUCAAUGUUCUCAUCAGAAAGAGUGGUGCCACCAAAGGUAGGAGGAAUGUAUGAAUUAGAUAGCACAACAUCUACCAAUGCACAGAUAGCAGCUUUAACAAAACAGGUAGAGUUACUUGUAAAUUUGCAAACACAUGGAGCAAAUGCAAUGAUGGCCAGUUCAGUAUGUGAGAAUUGUGGGAGAAAUCACGCUACAGAGAGUUGCAUGAUGCUCACUUCUUCAGAGGAACAAGUAAACUUUAUUCAAAAUAACUCCCGUAAUUUCAACUCAUAUGGUAACAAUUUCCAACAAGAAAGAAGACCAAGUUUGGGGGAGAUAUUUCAACAAUAUGUGCAGAAGACGGACAAGAUAGCACAACAAAGUGCAGAACGUCCACAAGGGACAUUGCCAGACAAUACAAUGAUAAAUCCUAAGGAACAGUUGAUGGCAAUUGAAAUCACUACAGAGAGACCCAAAAGAAAAGAUGACCAAGAAGUGAUUGAUGAAGUUACAAGGAUAGAAAAAUCUGCACCAGAUGCAACUGAAAAUAGAGAAGGUACAGAAACAUUAGCUGCCAAAGCACCAAGUCUAAACAAAGCUUACAUGCCUCCCAUUCCCUUUCCUCAAAAGCUCAAGAAGAACAAACAAGACACAAACUAUGAAAAAUUCCUCGAUGUUCUCAAGAAGCUCCAGAUCAAUGUUCCGUCCAUAGAUACGAUACUACAAAUUCCAAGCUAUGAGAAAUUUUUGAGAGAGAUGUUGACAAAGAGAAGAAAGCUUCCGGAGUUUGAAACCAUGGCAUUAACUGAGGAAAGUAGUGCAAGAGUCCAGAGAAAAUUGCCUCCUGAAUUGAAGGAUCCAGGGAGUUUUACUUUAUCAGUUUCAAUUGGAAAUUCCUAUUUAUCUAAUGCAUUGAAAUUGGGACUAGGUGAAGUCAACUCAACAUCAAUAACGCUACAACUCGCUGAUAGAACAAUCACAAAGCCACGUGGCAAAGUUGAGGAUAUAAUCUUGCCGGUAUUGAUAUGUGUAAUUGAGAACAUGCGUUGA